GUCACUGCUGCGCUGAUCGGGAGCGCGCACAUACUCGCACACGCGCCGCACCGCGGACCCAGAUCAUGACGCGCGCCCCGUGUUUCCUCGCUUUGAUUCGCGUUGACGCUCCGCGGCUCGCUUGAUCCGGAUCCGAUGGAGGGCGCCGCGGCCGGAGGAUGCGCGGCGGAGGACGCGGACGCGCUGAUGGAUGCUGCAGAUCUCGACGCUGCUUUUAAGAAGACCUACAUAACUGAGAUGCCGUCGUCCUCGUGUCACUCCAGCUCCGGCCCUGAGAAGAAGAUCGGUCACAGGCGGGUCGAUGCAUCCGGUGAAACCACCUACAAGAAGACGACUUCGUCUGCGCUGAGAGGAGCCAUUCAGCUGGGGAUCGGCUACACCGUGGGUAACCUGAGCUCCAAACCCGAGCGUGACGUCCUCAUGCAAGACUUCUACGUGGUGGAGAGCAUUUUCUUCCCCAGUGAAGGCAGUAAUCUGACUCCGGCGCAUCACUAUCCAGACUUCAGGUUUAAAACAUACGCUCCGGUGGCUUUCCGCUACUUCAGAGAGCUCUUCGGGAUUCGGCCGGACGGAUUUGUGUACUCUCUCUGUAACGAGCCCUUGAUCGAGCUCUCAAACCCCGGUGCCAGCGGCUCCAUUUUCUACGUCACUCGAGACGAUGAGUUCAUCCUGAAGACCGUCAUGCACAAAGAGGCAGAGUUCCUGCAGAAGCUGCUUCCAGGAUACUACAUGAACCUGAACCAGAAUCCCCGAACACUGCUGCCCAAGUUCUUCGGUUUGUACUGCGUUCAGUCCGGAGGGAAGAACAUCCGUAUCGUGGUGAUGAAUAACAUCCUGCCGCGCAUCGUUCGCAUGCACCUCAAGUUCGACCUGAAGGGCUCCACGUACAAGCGCCGCGCGUCCAAGAAAGAGCGUGAGAAGUCCAAGCCCACCUUUAAAGACCUGGACUUCAUGCAGGACGUUCAGGACGGUCUCCUGCUGGACGUGGACACGUAUAACGCGCUGCUGAAGACGCUCCAGAGAGACUGUCUGGUGCUGGAGAGUUUUAAGAUCAUGGACUACAGUCUGUUGCUGGGGGUUCAUAAUCUGGAUCAGGCGGAGCGCGAGCAGCAGACGGAGGGAUCUCAGAGCAGCAGCGAUGAGAAGAGACCGGCCGCGCAGCGAGCGCUUUACUCCACCGCCAUGGAGUCCAUUCAGGGAGGAGCGGCGUGCGGCGGCUCCAUAGACGCCGACGACACGAUGGGGGGCAUUCCUGCUCUCAACGGCAAAGGAGAGAGACUCCUGCUCUUCAUCGGCAUCAUAGACAUCCUGCAGUCCUACAGACUCAUCAAGAAGCUGGAACACACGUGGAAGGCUCUGGUGCAUGACGGGGACACCGUUUCUGUCCACCGACCGAACUUCUACGCUGACCGCUUCUUCAGGUUCAUGAGCAGCACUGUGUUCAAGAAAAGCUCCUCGCUGAAGGCUUCUCCUGUGAAGAAGGGCCGUGUGGUGCUGACCGUGCCCAAACUCAGCGGUCCCGGAGCGGCCUGGUCGGCCAGCCAGCUUCCCUCACAGAGAGACGAGAACAUCUAUGAUCUGAGAGGAGCGUGCAGCUUCCCCGUGCUGGAGAACCAUGGUCUGCAGUCCUGCACUCCUCCGUCGUUCGAGGAAGCGACCACGGCGUCUGUGGCCACAACUCUGUCCUCCAACAACUCCAUAUCAAUCCCAGAACGCUCUCCGUCAGACACCACAGAGCAGCCGCGCUACAGAAGACACACACUGUCUCUGAAAGACGCUGAGGGAAGGACACAUGAGUUGGUGGAUGUGCAUGAGGAAGAGCAGCAGACCAUCACUGUGCAGGUGGAGGUGAAGAGAGAGAGAGAAGAUGAGGAGGAGGAGGAGCCAGACGUCUGCCAGAAAUCACCACACUCGGUGACAGACGUUCCUCCUCCAGACACUGAUGACCUCGUUUCAGAAACAGCACCCGUUGCCCAGGAAACCGUCUCCCAUACAGCACUUCCUGGUGACACCCAGACGACACUUCCUGUUGAAACAGCUCCUCUGACAGAAAGCGGGGCCCUGGUGUCAGCUCCGGCCCCUGAAGCAGCUUCCAGCCCAAACACACAGCGUCUCUCAGAGUCUCUGGAGGAAGAGCUCGCCUCAAACACUGACAUCUACUUUUACGCUGAGGGCAGAUAUUGGGUUUACUCUCUGGUGCUCCAGCGGAGGAAGCUCAGCUCCUGCAGUGUCACUCCAGAGGACAGGAGUUGGGUUUAUUCGCCCCUGCAUUACGGCUCAGAGCCUCACAGUGAAAGCGACACAUACAGUAACCUGGAUGUUCAGUAGACGUCUCUCUGUGGCUCUGAAGAGGUUUUGCUGUUCUCCAGGAUGGAUUCUGCUCGUCUGAGCACGAGCGAGACGAACUGAAGAACCUUCCAG
Messenger RNA from Cyprinus carpio (common carp), 2421 nucleotides. RefSeq names its product phosphatidylinositol 4-phosphate 5-kinase type-1 gamma-like (gene pip5k1cb). Gene Ontology annotation, biological process: phosphatidylinositol metabolic process. The transcript has 19 exons. Lineage: Eukaryota; Metazoa; Chordata; Actinopteri; Cypriniformes; Cyprinidae. The record is from RefSeq and is a predicted model, not a curated record. The coding region runs from base 136 to 2328 and encodes 730 amino acids. Gene Ontology annotation, molecular function: phosphatidylinositol kinase activity.